This is a messenger RNA of Suhomyces tanzawaensis NRRL Y-17324, 2550 nucleotides long. It is a transcript of the gene KIC1, whose product is annotated as putative serine/threonine protein kinase. The record is from RefSeq and is a predicted model, not a curated record. The coding region runs from base 1 to 2550 and encodes 849 amino acids. Gene Ontology annotation, biological process: protein phosphorylation. Gene Ontology annotation, molecular function: protein kinase activity; ATP binding. NCBI's taxonomy places the organism in Eukaryota, Fungi, Ascomycota, Pichiomycetes, Serinales, Debaryomycetaceae. The transcript has a single exon.
AUGUCCCUCUAUAAACGAACAGAGGUGGUCGGCAGAGGCAAGUUUGGUGUCGUCUACAAGGGUUACAACAAGCAGACCAAGCAAGUGGUAGCCAUCAAGGUGUUGAACCUCGACACCGAAGAAGACGAGGUGGCCGAUGUCCAGCUGGAAAUCCAGUUCCUUGCCGAGUUGAAGAACGUGCCCAACGUCACCCACUACUACGGGUCGUUCUUGAACGACACCAAACUCUGGAUCAUCAUGGACUACUGUGCCGGAGGCUCAUUGCGGACCCUCCUCAAGGCUGGUGUCUUCGAGGAGAAGUACAUUGGAGUCAUCCUCCGCGAGGUUUUGUACGCCUUGAGCGCCGUCCACAAGUUGGGGGUGAUCCAUCGAGACAUCAAGGCUGCCAACGUAUUGAUUACAAAGGAGGGAAACGUCGAGUUGUGUGAUUUCGGCGUGGCAGCCAAAAUCACCUCCAGCGCCUUGAAAAGAACAACCAUGGCAGGAACCCCGUACUGGAUGGCCCCAGAAGUCAUCCGUGAAGGCGAUGCCUACAACAGCAAAGCGGAUAUCUGGUCAUUGGGAAUUACAUUGUACGAAAUAGCCACUGGAAACCCGCCUUAUUGCGAUAAGGACGCCAUGUGGGCCAUGCAGUUGAUCUCCAAGUCAACACCACCAAGACUAGAGGGAAGAGAAUACUCCGCUGCAUUGAAGGAGUGUAUUGCAUUAUGUUUGGACGAAAAUCCCGAAGAAAGACUCUCGGCAGACGAAUUAAUGAAGUGUAAAUUAGUCAGGUUUUACAAGAACUACCCUAAGCCAAUAUUAAAGGAGGUUAUUUCCAGAUACUUGUUGUGGAGAGAUCACAAUUCCUCUCGAGACUCGGUAUUUGUCAGCUUGGAGGAUGGAAUUCCUGAGAACGAAGACGACCACAAGGCCAACCAGAUCGAAAAUGCCAUCCAUGGAAGCCUGGACCAUUUGCCAGGAGAUAGCACCACCACGAAUCAAAUCCAGGUCAAAUGGGACUUCGACUCACUCAGCAGUAAAGAAUAUAUCAUAGAGAACGACAUUGACUUGGAGAAAGUGGAUGACACUUACUACAACGAAGAUUCGGUUCAAGAUUCCUAUCCAACGUUGCCAACGUUACAAUUGGGUCACAACACCUAUGGUACCAGUGGAAACACUUCCACCUUGAAUCCCUACUCUUCGACCUUAAACAGAACGGCAAACAUCUCCAAUUCUACCAUGACAAGACCUUCGGUCCCCUCCAAUGAAAUCCCUAAGUCAUUGCAGAUGUUGUUUGAAGAUGAAGCAGAAACUUCACCACCAUCUAACGGUGGACUCUAUGAAAUUCCCAAAGCAAUAUCUGCAUAUGAAGAACGUACUGACUCGCCCACCAUCGAAAUCCCAGAUAUGGACAACCUAGCCAAUUUCAAUUCUACGUCAUCUACUGCACUUAAUAGUGCACAUCCUCCACUUAAUAAGCCACCUACAUUAUAUCAUUCACAAUCAGCAUCAGGGAAAUUAGAAUCUAGGUUUGGUUCUACGUCCACAAGUAAUAGACCCAGAAAGAAGACCAUAUCCAACUCUCUUAGCAGCACUGGCGGCAAUUCAAACACACUCAAUACGAUACCCGCUGGUGAACUGCAAGGUCAAAAUCAGCUGCAACUGGUACAAACACAGGGUACUACUCCUCACACACCCCCAUAUUCUGUUCAUAGUAAUUUGAAGACUCCAUCGCCAAAGCCUCCUCAAACUUCGGCUCUAUUAAGUUCCGCAGGACUUGCAAAUGCUACCGGCUCUCCCUCAAAGUCUAUGAAAGCAUUACAGAACAAUGCAAAUCCCUUAUUACAACCGAUCAAUUUCAAAUUGAAUGCAGAAACAGGAAACACUGGGACGACUCCAACACCGGCGGGGGCAGUACAACCUCCAACAGCAUCAGGCUCCAUUUCUCAAGCAACAAGCACUGCUUCAUCGAUACCUAGCAAGGGUAAAAGAAGCAGAGCCGGCUUCCAUAUUCAGAUGCCUACCCCAUCCAAUACGUUUAAUCCUUUAUCAGCAUUGACUAACGAGCAGUUUGAACAAGGUGGUCAAGAUGAAAAUAUUAACCAGUUUGGUAUCAAUCCAUCUCAAGUCGGACAUGUUCCUUUGACUAUGACACCCGUGACUGAAAAGGAGCAUCCAUUUAUUCACGGAGAACAGGAAAUUGACAAGGAAAAUGAGCAAGCCAAGGAUAAAACAGAGACCUCUGGUCUUAGACAAAUGUCGAUUGCUCCACCCAAAAAACCAUCUCUUUCUGGCUCAUCAACUAACACCACUCCUGUUUCAUCCAAUCAGAAUUUGACGGGAGCGAAUUUGUUCUUACCUAGAAGCAGUGUUUCUUCAGUAUCAUCUAUUGCACCCUCUGCAGCAGCACUGUCUACCAACUUGCAAGGUACAAAGUUUCCUGUGAUUCCUCAGAUUAACGGGGACUUUUUCAUCGAUUCAACCCCCAAACUGAAAUUGGUCAACGAAUUGGACAUGAUGAUUAGGUUAUUCAACCAGGGACUCGACUCUUUAGAGGAGAACCUCUGA